Molecule: messenger RNA, 450 nt
Organism: Schistocerca nitens (vagrant locust)
Lineage: Eukaryota; Metazoa; Arthropoda; Insecta; Orthoptera; Acrididae
Product: proline-rich protein HaeIII subfamily 1-like
Exons: 5
Coding region: 18-287 (89 amino acids)
Source: RefSeq, a predicted model, not a curated record
UUGCGGAGAGAAAAGUGAUGACGCUGCUCGCUUCUCUGAAGAGGCGUGACCAGCAGUCGUUUGUUUGCGGAGACGCUCCCAGCGCCGCCUAUAAAGGCCGCCAGCGCCGUGGCAAGCAGCAUUCGCUGGCGCACCGCCAUGGCCUUCAAGAGGACUGCGUGGCUGCUAACGGCCGUGUUCCUGCUGGCCGCCGUCGCCUGCGCCCUUUCGCAGCCCGUCACUCCGGGUGGACCCAAGCUUCCGCCUCCCCGCCAGCAGAGGGACGUGCCGCCACCAGGGGGGCGUGAGCCCGCCUCCACACCUAGGCCCGCCACCAUCCGCCCCCGGCCACCCGUCCAGAGACCUGGGCCAUAAGUAGAAACAGCACCAGAUCUGGAACGUAACACGUCUUCAAGUACUUAUGCUACUAUUAGAACCAAUCUGUGUAACAGUUCAGCUUGUCAGCGCAUA